Messenger RNA from Myripristis murdjan (pinecone soldierfish), 2991 nucleotides. RefSeq names its product MAP7 domain-containing protein 1-like. The transcript is spliced from 17 exons. The record is from RefSeq and is a predicted model, not a curated record. Gene Ontology annotation, biological process: microtubule cytoskeleton organization. The coding region runs from base 314 to 2746 and encodes 810 amino acids. NCBI's taxonomy places the organism in Eukaryota, Metazoa, Chordata, Actinopteri, Holocentriformes, Holocentridae. Gene Ontology annotation, cellular component: microtubule cytoskeleton.
CUCCCACUGAACCUUUUUAUUCUCACACUGUACAUUUUCCAGUCCAGACACACAGGCCCACUGGAUUUGACUUAUAGUGUCUAAUAUAACAAGACACUCACAUCGGCUGACUCUUAUCAGCCUCUUUAGAUUCCCCUCCGCUAUUUUCAAUCGGAGUCUUAUUUAUUUCACAUUAUUUUGUUCUCCACUUUUCUCUAUUCCGGUUGGAUUUACAAAGGGCGUGUUUGGACGGUCUGUACCGGGAGUUUCAUCUCCUGUACUUGUCCGACUCUGAGGAAUGACAGCAACUGUGAAGGGACAGCGAACCGCCUGAAUGGAAAAAAUGGAUUAUAAGGACCUUGGAAAUCAUUUCGAAGAGAAACUGACACUAACAGAGAAAUCUCUGCCCUUGCCGACAGAGUCUCAUUCAGUCCAGAAUGAGAACAAGCCGCCGGCAAAGGACUUCCUGACUCCAGACGACUCAGCCGUCACAGACCUCUCUCCUAACACAGUCUCCAGCCCCCACACAGACAUCUCCACCAACACAGACCCCUCUGCCAAGACAGAUGCCAGGCCAUCCACCCCUGGCACCAGCGCCAGCCCUCAGCCCAAAAAAGAUGCGAUGAGCUCAGAGCAACGACAGAAGCUUGCCAAGGAGCGGAGGGAGGAGAGGGCCAAAUAUAUUGCGGCAAAGAAGGCUCAGUGGCUGGAGAAGGAGGAGAAGGCCCGGCGCCUGAGGGAGAGCCAGCUGGAGGACCGCAGGAGGAAGCUGGAGGAGCAGAGACUGAAGGCUGAGAAACGCCGAGCCCUGCUGGAGGAGAAACAGAGACAGAAACUAGAAAAGAACAAGGAGAGAUAUGAAGCUGCGAUCAAGCGGUCAACAAAGAAGACGUGGGCCGAGAUCCGCCAGCAGAGAUGGUCCUGGGCCGGCGGACUCAACCAGACCUCCCGCAGGGAAAGCAGAUGCUCGGCCUCCACGGUCAACUUGCCGAGACAGGUGGACCCUGUCAUUAACAACAGGCUGUCCAAGUCCUCUGCCACGCUCUGGAACUCCCCCAACAGAACCCGCAGUCUGCGUCUGAGCCCGUGGGAGAGCAGGAUCGUGGAGCGGCUCAUGACCCCUACGCUGUCCUUCCUGGCCCGCAGUCGCAGCGCCGCCACCCUCCUCAACAACAGCGACUCUCACUCUCACCACUGCUCCCGUUCAGCCUCGGCCAGCCCGCUGACCGCCUGCUCCCAUCACCACCCGCACCAGAACUCCGCCGAGCGCUGGAGGGUCUCCUCUGCCAGCACGCCGGACAUCACCCAGCGCCAGCGCCGACGAAACUCCACGCCGAUUGAGAAAAAGAAGAAAGAGAAAAAAGACAAGGAGAGGGAGAAUGAAAAAGAGAAGAACGCCCUCACAAAAGAGAAAGUGCAGAAGAAGAAACAGACGACAACACCGACCACGACCCCGAGAUCGAGGCCAGAGAGCAGCACCCCAAAGCCCAAAAACAGACCUCCAUCGCCUGCAGCCCCCAAAAGCAGGCCCUUGUCCCCCUGCGUCCCAGUGGCAGCAGCCGCAGCCUCCAAGACCCCCGCGGGCAAGAAGACGCCUCCUCCCGGCUCCAAGGCCCGACCCAAACGGGCCCAGACCCCUGCCAGAGUCCAGCCCCAGACGGUCACCGCGGUCACCGUGGAAACCAACAGCGAACCCCAGCAGCCUGACACUGCUGAGGGGGCGAAGACAGGCCCCACUGAUGUUCCUGCCAUUGUGGUGUGCUCUGCGCCGAGUACGCCUCCCUCUGUAAACCCACCGGUCGCUGCGGCAGCCUCGCCCGCAACGCCAAGCGUAGAGCCAGCUGUCUCAGCUGCCUCUCCCACACCAGCUGCCCCUGUUACUCCUGCUAACACCACUGCUCCCACCAUACCCGCCAUUGCUGCCGCUGCUCCUCCUCCAGCUGCACCGGCCGGCAGGCCAUCAGCUGGCACCAACGACCCAGAGGAGGCCGCCCGGGCGCUGGCAGAGAAGCGCAGACAAGCACGGGAGCAGCGGGAGAGAGAGGAGCAGGAGCGCCUGGAGCAGGAGCACAGGAACAGGAUCCUGCGUGAGGAGGCGAUGGCGCGGGAGGCCGAGGAGAGGAAGCGCAGGGAGGAGGAGGCCCGGCUGAUGGCUGAGCAGCAGCGUCUGAGGGACGAAGCCCAGCGUCUCCAAGAGGAGAAGGAGGCUCAGGAGAGAGCCAAGGCCGAGCAGGAGGAGAACGAGAGGCUGCAGAGACAGAGGGAGGAGGCUGAAGCCAAGGCCCGUGAGGAGGCUGAGCGUCAGCGCCUUGAGAGGGAGAAGCACUUCCAAAAGGAAGAGCAGGAGCGACUGGAGAGGAAGAGGCGCCUUGAGGAGAUCAUGAAGAGGACUCGGAAGAGCGACGCAGGAGAAAAGAAGGAUGUGAAGGCGUCUGCACAGGUCAAUGGCAAAGACACAGAGAUUAACAAAGCAGCACCGGGCAGCCUGCAGACUCCCACGAAUAACAGCGCAGCAGUCCUCAGCCAAUCACAAGGCGUGUCCGGUCCCGUUGUGAACGGCGUCCAGCCAGACGCACAUCAGAACGGCCUCUCAGCCAAUGGCGAGGCAGCUGACUUUGAGGAGAUCAUAAAGCUGAAGAGCAGCGGUAACCCAGGGCAACCACAGGGUGGCCUGGUUAGUGACCCGAUCCUGGCCUUCGAGGGAGGAGAGCCCUUCCUGAUGAAAACGGGCCAGAUGAAGCCUCAGCAUGUCGCAGAGGUCCUGUGAGUGCCCACCCACCCCCGGAGACGCGCCUUAUGUCUCUGCUUGAGCUAAGAAAUUUCGUGCCACACCACAGCGGCUUAAACAGAAGUGUGCCAAACAACCGAUGAACUGCGCCGAAUCCACUAUCUACCAUCGACCUGCCGCAGAGGACAAAGAGGAGGAGCAAAACUCUGCCAGCAAAACAUUCAUCCAAAAAAGAAAAAAAGAAAAUAUAUAUAUAUAGAUUAAAAAAAAAAAAAAAAAAAAAA